Gasterosteus aculeatus aculeatus (three-spined stickleback) is the source of this 2801-nucleotide messenger RNA. The record is from RefSeq and is a predicted model, not a curated record. NCBI's taxonomy places the organism in Eukaryota, Metazoa, Chordata, Actinopteri, Perciformes, Gasterosteidae.
UUGACAUAGGUAGCCGUUGUUGUAUAAACAGCUCUGGGCAUUGCGUCAGCCUACCUUCCUAAAUAUGGUCACGGACGGCCUUCUUUUGACAACUUGGCACACGAUAAUUAAUGGAAGUUUACUUUGACCUCUAUUGCUCACAGUGCAUGUGGUCACUGGGGAACAUUUGUAUAGAGUGCGUUGACUAAAAAAAACUGAUUCCAUAUCACUUUGUGGCAUUUUUGGAGGGUUGUGGUUUAACAAUGAGGGGUGCAAUGCUGCUGGUUUUACUGGUCUGUCUGUGUGGGACAUAUGCGCAAACAGUACCUAAAACUGCUGCUCUGUCAACUGAUCAGAAAAUCACGGACAUAUGGGAUGAGCUGAAAGCUCUGAGAUUCAUUGUGGAGGACCAAACCGUGGACCUGACGAAUGCCAGAGCUGACCUGAGAACCCUGAUGCGGAAAAGCGAUGCUCUAGAGAACGAGAACAUAGAGAUACGAUCCAGAUUGACAGAUACUGAAAACAAUGUAGUAAAUAUUAGAGCAGAGCUGGAAGCGACUAAAGCUGAACAGCAGCUGGAGAAGAACAAACUGGCAGAGGCAAGGAAUCUCCUUCCUGAUUUGAACUCCAGACUGACAGACACUGGAAACAAUGUCAAAGCGGUAACAGCGCAGCUGGAAGCGACUAAAGCAGAACAGCAGCAGGAGAAGAACAAACUGGUGGAGGCUGAGAGAAAGAUUGCUGAAUUGACCUCCAGAUUGACAAAUACUGUAAACAAUGUGGAAGCGACAAAAGCAGAACAGCAGCAGGAGAAGAACAAACUGCUGGUGGCUGAGAGAAAGAUUUCUGAAUUGACCUCCAGAUUGACAAAUACUGAAAACAAUGGGGAAGCGACUAAAGCUGAACAGCAGCUGGAGAAGAACAAAAUGGUGGAGGCUGACAGAAAGAUUUCUGUUAUAGACUCCAGACUGACAGACAGUAGAAACAUUGUGGUAACGACUGCAGCGGAGCUGGAUGCGACUAAAGCUGAACAGCAGCAGGAGAAGAACAAACUGGCGGAGGCCGAGAGAAAGAUUGCUGAUGUGAACUCCAGACUGACAGAUGCUGGAAACAAUGUCAAAGCGGUUACAGCGCAGCUGGAAGCGACUAAAGCUGAACAGCAGCUUGAGAAGAACAAACUGGUGGAGGCUGAGAGACAGAUUUCUGUUUUAUCAGACAACUUGGCAAGACUAGUUUCCAGAGUGACAACCUAUGCGGGGGGCGCACAGAAUCAGAACGACGUGGCGAAUUCUCUGAUUGAACAGAUGGCUAUUUGUAAGACUAAACAACAAUCCUUUGGGCACAGAUUGGAUGAUAUGCAACGGACAACUUCAGUAACAGCAGCAGAACUGGCAACCCUGGUAUCCAAAGUGGCAACCUGUGAGCGGGAGGCACAGAAUCAAAAGGAAGCGGUGAAUGCUAUCAAGGAAGAGCUGGACAUUUGUAAGACUAAACAACAGUCCUUUGGGAACAGAUUGGAUGAUAUGCAAAGGACACCUACAGUAACAGCAGGAGAACUGGUAACCCUGGUAUCCAAAGUGAAAACCAGCGAGUGGGAGGCACAGAAUCAGAAGCAGGCGGUGAAUGCUCUCAGGGAAGAGCUGUCUGUUUGUAGGACUAAACAACAGUCCAUUGGGAACAGAUUGGAUGAUAUGCAAAGGAAAACUGCAGUAACAGAAGCACAACUGGAAAGCCUGGUUUCCAAAGUGGCAACCAGUGAUAGGGAUGCUGAGAAUUAUAAGAGGGAGGUGAAUGCUCUUUUUAAGGAGCUGGACACUUGUAAGCCGAAACAACCAACCAUUGGUGACAGGUUGGAUGAGAUGCCACAGCCAAUUACAGGCGCUCCGAAGGUGGCUUUCUCCGCUGGCUUGACCACUUCAGGAAACAUUGGACCAUUCACUACUGAAACUACACUCGUCUACGGAAGAGUCUUCACAAACAUUGGCGGGGCUUACAACCCCGAGACAGGCAUCUUCACGGCACCUUUCAAGGGAGUUUACUAUUUCAGAUGCACUGCCUUCAACAACCGGAAAGGACAGUGGAUGGCGGUGAAUUUAUACCACAAUCAUGAGAUUAUUAUGCAUAAUUCAGAGGUAGCUAAUGGUCAUACCACUAUUGCAAAUUCAUUAAUUUUACAGCUGGAACAGGGAAGUGUGGUCUAUAUGUGUCUCCAAAAAAACUGUGGGCUUUAUGACGAUUCUACGACCUGGAACACCUUCAGUGGUUUUCUGCUUUUUACUCUGUAACUUUUCAAAUUUAGUUGAUCUCCACCAAGACCACGAGGACUUUUUCUUCAGGAUUUGUGAAAAUUGUCCUUGGUGUCUCAAAAUGAUGAGGCCAUUGACAGACAAUGGAGACACAAGCAGAUGAAACUUUAGUUUCUCAGACUCCUCUAAUGUAAAACUGUCAUGCAUAGGAAUGACAUAAACCGUAUUUGUAUGCUUCACCCAGUAAUUCUGCUGCCUUUGUCAACUUAAGAUGUGAUAUUGAUAGCAUGGUUGGAAUGACUUUUUAUCUCAAUGCAAUAUAAAGAAACUUGCUUUUAAUCUCUUUAAAAAGAACCGGUAUUGUAUUUCCAACAAAUGCAAUAAUUUGGUUUUUAUCACGGGCCAAGUUGUGUUAAAAAUGCCAAAGAGUCCGGUAUGAGCUGCAAGAGCAAGAUGGAACCAUGUUUUUCAAAUAUUUAUAACACAAUGUUAAGUUGCAAUACCCUCGCAUUCCGUAUGUUUAUUAAACUGAAUUAAUGAAAAUGUUUGCAGUCAUAAAGGCAAGUUAUCACAGCU